This is a messenger RNA of Notothenia coriiceps (black rockcod), 408 nucleotides long. RefSeq names its product polyadenylate-binding protein-interacting protein 1-like. Gene Ontology annotation, biological process: regulation of translational initiation. Gene Ontology annotation, molecular function: translation activator activity. The record is from RefSeq and is a predicted model, not a curated record. The transcript is spliced from 3 exons. The coding region runs from base 160 to 408 and encodes 82 amino acids. NCBI's taxonomy places the organism in Eukaryota, Metazoa, Chordata, Actinopteri, Perciformes, Nototheniidae.
CAUCCCUACUUUUUAACACACACUCCCACUAAACAGCCAUCGUCAGCCAUAAACUGAGAAAAGGUGCCAAACAGCUGCACUUUUGAGAGUUAAUCCCUAAUAUACACCCUGGGAAAAUGUAUUGAUGUGAGGCUUUCUGUGCUCAGGGAUGUCCGACAGAUGCUCUUGAAACUAGUGGAGUUGAGAUCGAGUGACUGGGGCAGGGUCCGAGCGGCUGCAGCAGCCAGCAACGCCACGCCAGACAACGACCCCAACUACUUCAUGAAUGAACCCACAUUCUACACACAAGACGGGACUCCUUUCACAGCAGCAGACCCAGAUUAUGGUGAGAAAUACCAAGAGAUCCUGGACAGGCAGGAGUAUUUCAAUGACACUGACGGAGAAAAUGGAAGCGAAUCCGAGUUGUAA